CUGGUAAUAUCCCAAAGCCCAUUUUUCUUUCGGCAAGUCCAAGGAUGGGAAAAGAAAACGGAAGGAAACUAGGAAAGAAUCAGAGGCAAAGGCAAAAAUUAGAAAAAAAAUGGCAGAUUUAUUGCUAAGUGUUUCACAGACGUCUCUUCUUCGGCUUCAGCCAAAACCUGGAUUAUUUCAAAGGCUAAGGUUCUUUCACAAUAACUGUUACUCCAGAUUUGCAGUUGUUGGCAACCGUCGGCUUCAUUUGAAAGGGGUGACUGUAGCUGGUGUAGUAUCUUCUGAUUCGAAAGCACCCACUAUUGUUACUGGCACUGUUGAUUCUGCCAAGCGAGAAAUCGACAUCGAAAUAGACACGGGAAACGGCGGAGGAGACAAGUUUGACGACAGAAGCGGAGGAGGCGGUGGCGGUGGGGAUAAUAGCGGCGGAGGUGAUAGUGGGAAUAAAGGAGAAAAGGAGUUUCCGGACGGCGGGAGUAAGAAAAAGAUGUCUUUGUCUAUGUCCCAGAAGUUGACUCUUGGUUAUGCUGCUCUUGUCGGAGUGGGUGGUGCUAUGGGCUACAUGAAGAGUGGCAGCCAGAAGUCGCUUCUGUCAGGAGGAUUGUCAGCCGCAUUGCUCUAUUAUGUUUAUACUGUGCUUCCCACGAAACCAGUUUUUGCCUCAUCCCUUGGGCUUGGUAUAUCUGCUGCACUUUUGGGAGUGAUGGUUUCUCGUUUCAAGAGGUCAGGGAAAAUCUUCCCAGCAGGUGUUGUAUCACUUGUGUCACUUGUGAUGACAGGGGGCUACCUACAUGGCAUCAUGCGGAGUCUGCACUAGCGUGAGAUAGUAGCAAUAGCAACAAAGUUGAAUUACGAGCCUGCAUCUUUACUCAACAUGGUGUUUUGGUAUAUAUAGUGCUUUGCUAUGUCUAUCUUUCAAGUUAUGUACUUUGUUAGACCAUCGUGCAGUGUGUUUCAGCACCAGUUUGCUUUCAUAUUUGAAUGCGUUUUCCUCUGAACUAUCCCUGUUUUAACUUGAUAUGUCUUGCCUCUCCCCAAUUAUGUUUUCAAACAGCUUUGACAGUUUUAUUGUUUAUGUGAUGCACAUUACGAGGGGAGGCAAUUGCCAAGAAGUGCUUUUUCAGUUCUGAAAUUUUGAGUCUUUGAAAACUUAUGCAUAAUAAUAUUGGGUAGGUAUUCCUGAUCGUGUCAAGAAUU
Durio zibethinus is the source of this 1197-nucleotide messenger RNA. RefSeq names its product protein FATTY ACID EXPORT 2, chloroplastic-like. Gene Ontology annotation, cellular component: chloroplast inner membrane. NCBI's taxonomy places the organism in Eukaryota, Viridiplantae, Streptophyta, Magnoliopsida, Malvales, Malvaceae. Gene Ontology annotation, biological process: fatty acid transport. The record is from RefSeq and is a predicted model, not a curated record. Gene Ontology annotation, molecular function: fatty acid transmembrane transporter activity.